CGCGCUCUUGUUUCCUAUGAUGCCGCGCGGCAGCGCGCGUUCUUAUUGGGUGGAUUUGAAAAAGUGCCGCGACGCAGGCUGCAGCGGUCCGGCCGGGCCGGGGCGGCUCGCGCGGUUUUUGCAGAAUGGAACCAGUUCUGGAUCCAGAAACGAUUUUUAGACCAUCCUAUAUUGCCAGUGUUGAGCUACCUUUGAGAACUGGGCCAGUAAAUGUUGAAGAUAUCAAAACAAACCUCUCUGAUGAAUUUUCCUUGGCUGCUUCAAGCUUGGAUAUGAGUCAGCUGAACAGCUUUGAGUGCAAGGAACAUGUACAAGUUUGCCUUCGAAUUAGGCCUUUCACAUCAUCAGAAAAAGAACGGGAAUUUCAGGAAUGUGUUUCUAUUCAAGACUCAACUAGUGUUAUAUUGAAAGCUCCGAAGAACUCCAUGGCCUGUCGACUCAGUGAAAAAAACAUGGGGCAGAUGACGCAGAAAUUCAUGUUUUCACAUGUGUUUGGACCUGAAACGACCCAGGAAGAGUUCUUUGAGGGCACAAUGAAACAACCAGUACAAGACUUCUUGGAAGGACACAGUCAUCUUAUUUUCACUUACGGUGUAACAAAUGCUGGAAAAACUUACACAUUCCAAGGGACGGAAGAUGAUGUUGGUAUCCUGCCAAGAACUAUGGAUAUGCUGUUUAAAAGAGUUCAUGGUAAAAUGUAUCCAGAAAUGGAUCUCAAGCCCCAUAGGUGUAGAGAAUAUAUAAAGCUGACUAAAGAACAAAUGAAAGAAGAAAUUGCUUUUAAAAAUUCAGUUCUUCGUCUAACAAAAGAGACAGAUUCUCAGAACAGCAAUUGCAGCAAGACUUCAGACGAAUCUGAAGACUUGGAAGAAGUCAUAAAAGAAUCUGAACAAUCUAUCACAACUGAAGGAAGCCACAUGAAAUUCUCUCUUUGGGUUUCCUUUUGUGAAAUUUACAAUGAGUGCAUUUAUGACUUGCUGUUCCCAAUAACAAAUGACAAGAAAAGAAAGUUGUUGCGUCUUGCUCAAGAUAUCAAAGGCUGCUCAUAUGUGAGAGAUCUGCAGUGGGUCCAGAUUUCUAAUGCAAAAGAAGCUUUUAGACUUCUGAAGUUAGGAUUGAAACACCAGAGCAUUGCUUGCACAAAACUGAAUACUUGUUCCAGCAGAAGUCACAGCAUAUUCACUGUUAAAAUAUUAAGGAUUGAAGAUUCUAAAAUACCUCUUGUAACACAAGUCAGUGAAUUAGUACUCUGUGAUCUUGCUGGCUCAGAAAGAUGUACCAAAACACGCAAUGAGGGUGAUCGAUUGAAAGAGAGUGGAAACAUUAACACUUCUCUGCUGAUUCUAGGAAAAUGCAUUAAUGCACUCAAGAACAGUCAACAAUCGAAACUGCAGCAGCACAUACCAUUCCGGGAAAGUAAACUAACUCACUUACUUCAAGGCUUCUUCAAUGGAAGAGGGAAGGUACAUAUGAUUGUCAACAUAAGCCAGUGUGCUUCUGCCUAUGAUGAAACCCUCAGUGUACUGAAGUUCUCAGCAGUUGCACAAAAAAUUUUAGUUCUAGACACUUAUAAUCCUCCCCAAGAGCAGUCAUUUGGCCAGAAGUCUGUCAGAGAAGUGCCAUUUGUAAGUGAUAACAAUACUAAAAUGCAAGUAGCAAGAAAAAGAGCCACUAUACUCUGGGACAGGAGCCUGGAAGAUGUGAUGGAGGUUGAUGAUUGCAUUAUGCAUGACAAUGAGAUGCAGGCAGAACAAGAAAUGGUAAAAGACAUGCCAAAGGCAGAGGAAGAGCAUGAUAAGUCAAUAGAGAUGCCAAAGGAGAAGAUGGAAGGCCAUGAAGGAAGUGAGAUCGUUAUUGGAAAAGAAGAGUAUCUGAGACUACUAACCAUAAUAGAAGACUUAAAAAAUAAACUGAUUUCUGAGAGAAAAGACAAAUUGCUCUUGGAAUUAAAAAUCCGUGAAGAAGUUACGCAGGAAUUCACUCAAUAUUUUGCUCAACAGGGAAAUGACUUCCGGGUGGCCCUUAAUCGUGAACGAGAGUUACUAGAGGAAACUUCUGAAAAACGCUUAGAAAUCUACAAGGAUCUUGUAAAUGAAUGCAUCAAACUACCUGAUGAAGAAGAAAAAAUAAAGGAUGCUCGUUAUAAUGAGCAAGCUGCAACUCUGGAGGAGGGCAAUGUAGUUCCGAAAAGUUGUAUUUAUCUUGAGGGCAUUAUUGAUUCCUUGGAAAAUGAUGUUACUGAUAUUAAGAAGCAUGCAGAAGAAGUCCACAGCUACAUUGUAUCCUUACAAGACCCACAGGAAGCCAUUGCAUGGCUUGAAAAACAAUUUAAAGAAGUUACUACUGAGCUAACUAAAACCAAAGAAGAGCUAACACAAAGAACUAAAGAACUUAACAUCCAAGUGGCCAAACUGAGUGAAUAUACUCAACAACUUAAUGAAACCACUGAGAAAAUGACUACAAAGAAUAAACAAAUUCAAGAGCUCAUUCACAUCACGGAGCAAAAAGAUGAUGUUAUAGCAAGACUCCAAGACUUAAUAUCCCAUUUGGAAGCUACCAUGAAAAACUAUGACAGCGAUGUAACAACUAUUAAAAAAGAAAUUGCAAAAGAGAACAUCAACAAGAGAAUACAAGACGUCCAGUUAAGUGAACUUGUGGAGAAUGUAUUGGAAGUAGGAAGAAAACGCCGUUCUGAAAAUAAGCUUACUCAGGAGGAAGAGCCACCUACAAAGAGAGGAUGCAUUCAAAAUAAGUGUAAAGAUGAUGCACUAGAACAAACUAUGCUUAAAGAACUGAAACAAAACAUUUCUGAAAAAGAUGCAGAAAUGCUAGCAUUAAAGGAAAGAUAUGAGAACCUGGAAUGCCAGUUAACUGCACUUAAAGAAGAAUUUAAAAAUGAAAAAACAGAGAAGGAAGGCAUCAGUGAACAAAUGGCAGGCUUGCACCUCCAGCUAUCUAGAAAAGAAGAAAGGGUUUUUGGCUUGAGUGAAGAACUCCAACAAUCUCAGGCUAAUUAUGAGAAAAUAGUUUUUGAAUUAGAAGUACAAAAAGGUAUAAAUAAAGAACAAGAAAAAAAAAUUAAGCAACUGACUAUAGAGAUAGAAACCACUAGCCAAAAUAUCAGAGAGAGCGCAUCACAAAUUAAAACAAUGCAGUCAAAAAUAGAGGAGGUAUGUAAGCUUGAUUUAGAAUCUCACACUGUGGAUGCUGAUCUGGUCAAUCUAAGGGACUUUUUGGAAUAUUCCCCCAAAAAUACACCUGAGAAAACUCAAAUGCAUUCCUUAUGCAUGGAUUUUCAUGUUUCUAAUACUCCAGAUCUAGGGCAAGAAAGCUCUUUCUAUAGCAGCAUUGAAGGCAUUUGGAAAGAGUGCAGGAAGCUUAUUGAGGUUUCUUCCCAAAAGAGUUGUAAGAUCCAAGAACUGCUUCAGCAGGUUGAAUAUUUACAAAAGCAAGUCAGUGAUGCAGGGAAUGAGAACAGUCAACUAAAACUGAAAUUGAAUGAGAUUACAAAUCAAGGUAAUCUGUUUUUAAAGGAAAAAGACAUCCUUGUUGAUCAAUUACGGGAACAAUUGCAGGAAAAUACCCUUGAUUCUGAAAAACAUAUAGUUGAACACUGCAGAACAAUUAUGCAUCUUGAAAAACAAAUUUCUGACUACAAAACAAAAAUAAAAGAGCUUGAAAGCCUCUUAGAAGUUUAUAGGACAAAGGAUGAUAAUGCAGCCACUUUAAAAAAUAUGCUUAAAAAAAAAGAUUCUGUUAUUUUAAAGAUGGAAAGUAAUGUGAGAGAUCUUGAAGAGAAAUGUAAGAAUUCAGAUAAAAAGAUCAAAGAAUUAAAUGAUCAGGAAACAAAACUGAAGGAGGAAGUCUUGCAGUUGAAGGAUAACUUGAAAACAACUGAACAGUCACUUCAAGAAAAAGAGAGAGAAAAUGAAAGAAAAAAAGAAGCUGCAGAACAGUUGAGUAAAGACCUCUCUGAGAGUUCUUCUGUCAUACAGCAUCUAAACAUAGAUCUCCAAAGGAAAGAUGAGGAAUAUGCAGACCUGAAAGAGAAGUUAGCAGAUGCCAAGAAACAAAUUCAGCAAGUACAAAAAGAGGUGUGCACGAUGCGCUCAGAGGAAAACUGUCUGAGGAACAAAGUUAAUGAACUUGAGAAAACUAAAAACCAGUUGGGUGACGAAUUAGACAUCAAACAGCGAACAAUCCAGCAACUUAAGGAGCAGUCGAAUAAUGAGAAGAUGGAAGAAAUUUUGAAGCAAUAUGAUAAUGCAUGUAAAGAUUUGUGUGCAAAAAAGAAAAUAAUUGAAGACAUGAGAUUGACAUUAAAGGAGCAGGAAGAGACUCAGAUGGAGCAAGACCAAGUGCUUGAGGCCAAAUUAGAAGAGAAUGAGAGAUUAGUUUCUGAAUUGGAAGAAUGGAAGCAAAAAUAUAAAGAGCUGGAGAAGCAGAGCAGUGGUAAUAAGCAACAAAUAAUAAGCAAACACAAAGAGGAAAGUAUAGAUGUUAGAGGAGAACAAAUAAAGCUGCAAGAAAGACUGGAGGAAUCCGAAGAAAAAUAUAAAGCUGAUAGAAAGAAAUGGUUAGAAGAAAAAAUGGGACUCAUAACUCAAGUAAAGGAAGCUGAGAAUCACCGUAACAGGGAGAUGAGAAGAUUUGCCGAAGACCGAGAACGUUAUGUAAAACAACAAACAGAAAUGGAAAGGCUUACUGCACAGCUGGCGGAAAAGGAUAACAACCUUCAAAAGUGGCGUGAAGAGAGAGAUCAGCUAGUAAAAGCUUUAGAAGUGCAGCUUAAAACUCUGCCUUUUAGCAAUGUACAGAAAGAUAAAGAAAUAGAAGAACUGAAGCAGACUACGUUAAAAGGUUCAGGGAAGGAGUAUGAAAUUGUAAUAGAGCAAUUAAGAAGAGAAUUGGCUGAGAGAGAUAAUUUGAUAAAUGAGCUAAAGCAAACUACUUGUCAUGAAAAUCCUAAAUCUGCAAGGGUACCAUUGUUACCUAAACAAAGAUUAAGUAAAACGGAUGAAUCCUCCCACAAUCAACAGAAAAAAGAAGAGAAUAACCGGGUAACUGGACAGUGUGUUCCAGUGAAGGAGAAUGAAGUUAAAGGGAAGAGUUUAUUACACUGCCCUAGCAACGCCUCUUCAUUAAAUGAAAUUGAGGACCACUCAGACACUGUCCUGGACUCUUCUGAAGUGUCUACAGAAAAUGGACAAACUAGCAGGUUUCCUAAACCUGAGAUGGAGAUUCAGUUCACACCUCUACAGCCUAACAAGAUGGAAGUGAAACACCAGGGCAGUGCUUUACCAGUGACUGUUAAAAUGUCCAAGACAAGAAGAAAAAGGAAGAGUGAUGAGAUGGAUGAGAGUAAUAUGCUCUCAAGCUGCUGGAAAAACAGAUGUAGAAAUAAACAUACUUCUGAAGGCCUUUAUCAGGACUCUGUGAAACAUGUAAACAAGAAAAAUACCACAUCUAUGACUAAUAAUAGGUUGCCUAUAACUUCCAAUUCUGCUACAAUCAACAAGAUGAAAGUGUCAUUUCGAAAGGAAUACCCUUUAAGAAACCAACAAUCUACUUCAAGUAUGAAAUCUACUAGGAAAAAAGAUGGAACCUUACAAAAGCUUGGAGAUUUCCUUCAAAGUUCUCCUAUAAUUAUUCAUUCAAAAGCAAAGAAGUUGAUUGAAACGAUAAGCUCUCCCAAAUCUGCACAAGUGGAAAAUCACAAAGAAAAUCAGCCCAAGCCAAAACGAACCAAACGAAGGCUCUACUCAGCUGCCAUUUCCUCUCCUUUAAAUAUUCCUGGUCACCUGAUUGUUAUGGAUCAGAAGGAAAAGGAAAGCGAUCACUUAAUCAUGAAGCGACGGCUGCGAACAAAAACUGCUAAAUAGUCUUAUAGAAGCAUGUUCAUAUGAUUUCUCAUCAGAGUAUAUUUCUACUCUGAUGUUAUUGUAUAGCAUAACUAUUCCAAUGACUGUAUACAGAUUUCUUUUUUAAAAAAAUUGUAGUAUAUGCUGAAGUAAUUCAGACUUGGUAGGCUUAAAAUCUUGAACCUAUUAAAGAUUAAAUGUAAUUCAAGAAA
Alligator mississippiensis (American alligator) is the source of this 6073-nucleotide messenger RNA. RefSeq names its product kinesin family member 20B (gene KIF20B). The transcript has 35 exons. Lineage: Eukaryota; Metazoa; Chordata; Crocodylia; Alligatoridae. Gene Ontology annotation, biological process: mitotic spindle assembly; microtubule-based movement. Gene Ontology annotation, cellular component: nucleus; spindle microtubule. The record is from RefSeq and is a predicted model, not a curated record. Gene Ontology annotation, molecular function: microtubule binding; plus-end-directed microtubule motor activity; ATP binding. The coding region runs from base 126 to 5882 and encodes 1918 amino acids.